GCAACAUCCCAACUACUCCAAUCGAUUGAAAAACCAAAACCACGUAGAGAAGGUGUGUCGCUCUGAGCGUAGAUGCAAAAAUCAUAUGUUCCGAGACCCAAGAUAGCAAAAUCUACAAAAUCUGGAAAAAAAAUUUAUGUGGUAUGUAAAUUUUGACGGUUGUAAGAGAGAAGGAAAAACAGGAAGAAGCGCGGUAAGUGCCCACAGCAUGCGAAGCCUUGUCCUUGUGGGGCUCCGGGUUGCGCUCGUGUUUCGCUCGUCCUUUCGGAAACAAAACUCGCACGCCCAUCGAUGUGAGAGAGCGAGCAAAACCGCAGAGGCAGUCGCGCGAACAAAACUCGGCGCCGCAGGCCGCCGCUCAAAUUCCUGCACGCUGCCCGCCAAAAUUCCGUUGCCCGGCGCCCGCCUGAAAUUGACGCUGCCCGCCCCCCGGGCAAAAUUUGACGCCGGGCGCCGCCAAUUUUUCCGCAGCAAGCCUCGGGUCCCCGUUCCGCUGCGGAAAAUUCAAAAUGCAGUUUUGUCAACAAAAUCGCGAAAACCGCCGGAACCACGAAAACCCAUUGAAAUCGCAAUGAAAAUCGGCGCGGAGCAAUUUUGUUUUCGCUCGCGCCACCUAUUUUUCGGGUUUUCGCGAUUUUGUUGCAGUAGUGUAGAUUUUUUUUUCGCGAUUUUGUUUUCUAAUUUCGUUUCGAAAUUAUUUUUCGGAUUUUGUUUUCUAUUUUGUUUCGAAAUUUUGAAGCGGACUUUUUUGUCCCGAUUUCCAUGCGCAAAAUUUGGUCCCGGACUCUCAUGAAAAUUUUGCUGCGAGUCUUUUGCGGCAAAUUUCUUUCAGCGCGGCUGCGUUUCCAAAGCCCUUUUUAAGCUAAAAUCCGGAGUAGUAUUGAGAUAGUGUUGCGGCUGUCCGGUUCGAGACGAUGCUGCACAGGGUGGAGCACGAGCAGCAUAUGCCCAACGGGGUCCGAUGAUCCAGAAUGACUAGAGCCACACCAGGACGCUUGCGUGAUUUCUUUUUUCGUUUUCCCAAUUUUCCCGAUUUUGCUAUCUUGGUUCUCCGGAACAUAUGACAAAAACGCGAGGCGGCGUAAAAAAGGAAGAGUAAGAAAAUUUGAUGACCGUUGUCAGGCUUUCUCACUCGACUUCAACAUCUACAAGCGGGCUUUGAGCGCAGCACAUCACGUUUCUGGAAUUUUUUCCUGCUGGAAGAGGUGGAUCCAUCAAGCAUCCUUCGAAAGUCUGCGCUACAGCAAUUGCUAUAAUCGCGUGGGUACGCCACCACCCAUCAACUUUUUUGCUGGGGACGCAACAAGACCAUUUCCGCCUCCACUCACGACCGGAGGUUCGCGUUGA
Molecule: messenger RNA, 1347 nt
Organism: Amoebophrya sp. A120
Lineage: Eukaryota; Dinophyceae; Syndiniales; Amoebophryaceae
Source: the annotation of a GenBank genome assembly